AUGGCGAGCCCGAGCUGGACGCCGCUGUCCUGGCCUCUGAGCUCUGGACCGAACCAGACCAGGCCGGCCCUCACACCCACACCGGCUCACCACCAGCAGGGUGACCAUGAGAGAGGGGGGUGGGACCAUUUCCGGUUGUUUAUCGUGUGCUCUCAGCUGUGCAGUUCAAUCACCUGUCUGUCUCUGUCUCCCUCAUGGCCCAAUAGGAGGAGCAAGUACAGCAAAGCCAAGCAGGACUCAGACGAGGAGAAACACCUCCACCCAGGAGUGAGGAUAUAUGUGGACCCGUUCACCUAUGAGGACCCCAACCAGGCUGUGCGUGAGUUCGCCAAGGAGAUUGAUGCGUCCUGCAUUAAGAUUGAAAAGGUCAUCGGCAUCGGGGAGUUUGGUGAGGUGUGUAGCGGCCGUCUGAAGAUGCCAGGGAAGCGGGAGAUCUGUGUGGCCAUCAAAACACUGAAGGCAGGCUACACGGACAAGCAGAGGCGGGACUUCCUGUCCGAGGCCAGCAUCAUGGGCCAGUUUGACCACCCCAACAUCAUCCGCCUGGAGGGCGUUGUCACCAAAUGUAACCGGGUGAUGAUCAUCACAGAGUACAUGGAGAACGGAUCCCUGGACGCCUUCCUGCGGAAGAACGAUGGGCGCUUCACCGUCAUCCAGCUGGUGGGCAUCCUGCGUGGCAUCGCCUCGGGCAUGAAGUACCUGUCCGAUAUGAGCUACGUGCACCGCGACCUGGCCGCCCGCAACAUCCUGGUCAACAGCAACCUGGUCUGCAAGGUGUCCGACUUCGGCAUGUCCCGCGUGCUGGAGGAGGACCCAGAGGCGGCCUACACCACACGGGAAAUAACGGGAACCUAUCAAUCGCAGGGAGGAAAGAUCCCCAUUCGCUGGACAGCACCAGAGGCCAUCACAUACAGGAAGUUCACUUCGGCGAGCGACGUUUGGAGCUACGGCAUUGUUAUGUGGGAAGUGAUGUCGUAUGGGGAGCGGCCAUAUUGGGACAUGAGUAACCAGGACGUGAUAAAGGCCAUAGAAGAGGGCUACAGGCUGCCGCCACCCAUGGACUGCCCAGUGUCUCUGCACCAGCUCAUGCUGGACUGCUGGCAGAAGGAGCGCGCCGAGAGGCCCAAGUUCAGCCAGAUCGUCAAUAUGCUGGACAAGCUCAUCCGCAACCCCAGUAGCCUGAAGAGGACUGGAGGAGAGACCCACAGGCCCAACACGGCUCUGUUGGAGCCCAGCAGUCCUGAGUUCUCCUCCACGCUGGGCUCAGUGGCCGACUGGCUGGCCGCCAUCAACAUGGAGCGUUACCGCGACAACUUCACCGCCGCCGGCUAUACCACCCCAGAGGCUGUGGUGCACCUGACUCAGGAGGACAUGGCUAGAAUAGGGAUUUCCUCUGCAGCACAUCAAGACAAGAUCCUCACCAGUGCACAAGGAAUGCUGUCCCAAAUGCAACAGAUACAAGACAGAAUGGUUCCCGUUUGAGACCAACAUAAAUGGAUAACAAUUUCAAAACAUAAUUUUUUGGUUUGUUUUUUUAUGUGUUGGUUUUGAACUUUUUUGUUGGAAAUCCAUUUACCUCAUCCAUGCACUUUAAAUUAAAUACAAUUUUGAACAUAAAAAGAAGACGAUGGCAAAUUACGCAGCAGAAGAGACUGGAGGAUGAGAGCUAUUGAGCACUUUUUUUCACACAGCGCCCUCCAUGCCCUUUAGCCAAUGGAAGCUUGAGAUUCACAUUGACAGACUGGAAAAUGACUUCUGGAAGGCUAAACUGCUGUGCCUUCUGCAUUUCAGUGGAUCUUAAAAGGGUGUUUCUCUUCUCGACUUUGUUUGCUUUUUUAAAUGUAUGUAUCAGUGUAUAAAUGUACAAAUAGUCCCUUGGGAUUUUUUUUUCUGCCAUUUUAAGACUUUUGAGCAGAGUCGGUCCACCUGGCAGUUAACAACGGUGGAGAAAAUGGCGGCCUCAGAGAUGUAACGAUUUUCUUUUUUCUCUCUUUUUUGAGAUUUUUUUUUCCUCUCCCUUUUUCUUGGCUCGGCAGUGCUCUCAUGCUGUGGGGAGGCAUUUAUCUGCGGUCGGUUUCUGUGCCGAGUGAAGCGCCUCUCUGGUCUCUCGUCCAGCGCUGGACGUUCUCCAGACCAGCCCACCCCACCCCACCUCCACCUCCAGACACCCAUCUCACCCCCACCCCUUUGAAAUGGAAUAUCUGUCUCCACUCCGCAAUACACCACCGGGUUCCACUUGGCCGACAAUCUGUGUGCACCAGUUGGAUUAGAAAACCUCGCUCCACUUUGCAUCUCUCUCUCUCUCUCUCUCUCUCUCUCUCUCUCUCUCUCUCUCUCUCUCUCUCUCUCUCUCUCUCUCUCUCUCUCUCUCUCUCUCUUUCUCUUUCACCUCCUCCACCUCUCUGUGGCUCCCCCUUGAUCCCUCGCUUUUGUAUUUCUCUCUCUCUCUCUCCCUCGCCCUCUUUUUCUUUUCUCUUUUCCCCUUCUGCUUCCCUCCCUGGAGUCUUCCUUACUGGAGGCUGCUGGCGGGCUGUAAAGUCAACAUGGGCCGCCCCCUGUCCCUGCCCCCCCCCCCCUGUCUCCGUGGAAGCGCAUGGGGGCCAGCUGGCUGAGCUAAGCUGCAGUGCUGUCUCUGUGGACGUCCAGCAUGGCAACAGUUUUGCUCCUGUGCCAUCAUCUGUCCAGUAAUCCGUGUGACCCACCUGGAUACCAACUCCCCCUCACUGUCUGUGACUCUCUCCAACCCCACCAGGACUUACUGCACACCCUGAGAUUCCAGAUUUCUGCCAAGCUAGCCUCCGCACCCUCCCGCCCCCAAUCUACCCCCCCCCCCCCACACACACACACACACACACACACACACCACCGCGUCUUCUCAGCUUUUCCCAGCUGCACGAUGUGUUUGUGUAUGCUCGUGACAGAAUGUCUUCUUAAAAAAUUCUGCCGCAGCCCCAUUGUGAGCUUUCGUCUAUCUGACAGAUGACAGACUGUUUGCAAAAAUAAAAAAAGACACAUUUCAAGGAAGAGAAGAAGAAGGGAAUUAAAGGAGUAGGCAAACUCAAAAGAAGGCACGUAGGACACGUGCAGAGACUAACCCGCCGAUCGCUUGACGCCGCGGCCGCUCGCUGCUUGUGUAAAGC
Molecule: messenger RNA, 3140 nt
Organism: Alosa sapidissima (American shad)
Lineage: Eukaryota; Metazoa; Chordata; Actinopteri; Clupeiformes; Clupeidae
Product: ephrin type-A receptor 4a-like
Biological process (GO): protein phosphorylation; axon guidance; negative regulation of axon extension
Cellular component (GO): neuron projection
Molecular function (GO): transmembrane-ephrin receptor activity; protein binding; ATP binding
Source: RefSeq, a predicted model, not a curated record